AGUAACCUGACACUGACUUUCUUCUUCUCUCUGAUUUUUUGCCCACUGAUUCUUCAAAGAAAAUCUGAACCUUGCUUCUAUUUAAAAAGCCUCAGAAAUAUGCUUUUCAGCCACCUGUUAGCUAAUGCUCAUUGCCUCAGUCUACAAAUGAGGAUGAUCAUGAUCUCAUGGUUGCUACUGCUCUCACUCUUCAGACAAAGCAUGCAAGAUGGACAAGGAGAUGGUGUUUUGCGUUGUGGACCUCAGAAUGUGACUCUUGACUACGACAGUUUCCUGUUAAAGUGGGAAGAUGACCCGUCUUGCUCUGUGAUACGAGAUGGGCUCGUGUACGAGCUGCAGCUUCUCACUGCAGACAAACCUGUACACAAUGGUGAAGUUGUUGUGACACCUGCACAGAUAGGAUCUACUCAUUCCUGGAAAUGGACUUCCCAUUUACCAUCGCAGUGUGCUCGCCAUUCAGUCCGGCUUAGGUCCCAAUACAACAACCAAUCAAGCCCAUGGAUGCAGAAGACGCUACCUGACCAGGGUGAAAUACUGGUUCUCCCAAGAGACCAAAUAUUCAAGGUGGGCAGCACAGCCACAUUCUGCUGUACGGUGCCAGAUGGGGAAAGUAUUAAAACAAUGUUUCUACCCAACUAUAAAGGCGCUAAUUUAAAUGCUACAAAGAUCAGUGAACAUGUGCAUUCCCUGACUGUUCACUUGGACCAAGAAUCAGAAAACUGGAGUGAUGUAAUAUGUGAAACAACCAAAGGAAACAUCAGUGGAGCCAGUUUUCAUGCCAGCUACCCUCCUGAUGACAGUGAUCUUCAGUGUGAAACCCGGGAUCUGGAAUCAAUCGAUUGUUUUUGGAAUGUAGGAAGGGCAGCAAAUGAACAUCCUGCAAUGGAAAGAAUAUAUCAGCUCCAAGGAAGCCCAUGCAUCAAUGGACAUUCGGGAAAAUGCUCACAAAAAGUAGAGGUGGAUACAGUUGAGAGGAACUGGACCUUAACAGCAACUAAUCGGCUGGGAAAGCUCGAGCUCUGUGACAGGGCAAACCUGACCAAAAGAGUGCACAUGGUCGCGCCAGAAAAAGUGGCAGCUUCAACUGUGAACCCCAGAAACAUCAGUCUGAAAUGGAGCUGGACUGUGCAGAAGUACAGUAAUCUCAACCUCACAUGCCAAGUAGAUGUCAGCAAUGGAGACUCUAAUACCAAAGUUUUCCAGACUGAAAACUUUGGAGUUGGCCUCACAGCUGCAGUUAUCAAGGACUUGAUACCACACUGGGACUAUGACGUGAGGGUUCGAUGUGGAACAGCACAGCAUUUCUGGAAAUGGGGUGACUGGAGCAAAAGUGUCAAAAUCCGCACAAAGGGUGAUGUCGCUCGCAAAGCCACCAACCUGAUUGAAAAGAACCUGAACAUCAGUUCGUACACCUUCAUGGUAAACGCACAAACAGCAGUUUUAUCCAACAGCGUUACCUUGAAUCCACCGACUUACUUGACAGUGCUGACCAUGAUAGCCCUGGGAGCAGUUUUUAUUAUUCUGUCCAUCUGCACAAUCCUCUGCUACAGACACCGGGUGUGCAUCAAGCACAAAGUUCAUUCACCAAUCCCAAAGCCGGUGCUGACAGACAAGUGGCUGACAUCACCAAAUGAACAUGCCAUUCAUCAUCAUCACUUCGGUCAGAGUCACUACAGCGAGGUCAUGGAUGUUCCUGAACUGCAUGAUAAUGUCAGACCACUAGAGCCUGUUGGUAGCCAGGACUUGAUGUAUUGUACCUUCUCUCCAUCUUCCAAAGAUGACUACAAUAGGCUUCUGCAGAAACCCCUGCCAUGCCCCACUUUACCCACCGAGGAGUAACCACACAGUCCCAUUUCCUGUGUGUCCACAUACAUUUUAUUAACACCAAGACAUCUGCAUAGCUGCUGGAUGUGUGAACACAUUUAAACCUUACAGGGGAACUUUAGACAUCAUUAACUACAACAUAAUUAAUCAACUUCAUUAUCGUCUUCAGCUAGGGUUAGGGCUGGGUUUUGCUUUAGUCACAUGCUAAACUGAAAAGAGGAAAAAAAAGAUGUUUCCUUUCAAAUGAAGUCUAAGAUGUAUGUUUUGAAAUCAAAGCUUUAAUUAAACAGAUACAAGCUAAAACACUGUUUUA
Molecule: messenger RNA, 2137 nt
Organism: Oreochromis aureus
Lineage: Eukaryota; Metazoa; Chordata; Actinopteri; Cichliformes; Cichlidae
Product: leukemia inhibitory factor receptor-like
Exons: 12
Coding region: 100-1839 (579 amino acids)
Molecular function (GO): protein binding
Source: RefSeq, a predicted model, not a curated record